Hyalella azteca is the source of this 459-nucleotide messenger RNA. RefSeq lists its product as uncharacterized. The transcript has 4 exons. Bases 1 to 459 code for a protein of 152 amino acids. Lineage: Eukaryota; Metazoa; Arthropoda; Malacostraca; Amphipoda; Hyalellidae. The record is from RefSeq and is a predicted model, not a curated record. Gene Ontology annotation, molecular function: protein binding.
AUGACGCCCGAAGCGACGCUACCAGCAGCAAAUAAUGCUGAAACCUACAACACUGAUAGCACCAGCACAAGAAAAAAUGUCAGCUCCAGAGAAAGUUCGCCAGAACAGUUUGUUUUAGUCUACAAAAUAAAAUCAAAUUCCACGUCUGAGGCGCUGAGCGUUAAUUUGACGGGGCUGUCGCCAGGGACCGAAUACUGCAUCACCGUACGGGGUGUGACGUCGUCUUCAAAAAAAGGCGCAGAAACCGUAAUAGUUUUCAAAACCGACGAAGAAAACAUUUCAAGUGAAGACAAUUAUAUUAUUGCGUUUAUUUGCUGCAGUUGCGCGGUGGCCCUCGUCGUCGUUAUCAUGGCUAUCUUUGUGAUAAAAUUUAGACGUCGACCAAAAAUAUUAUUAGGAGAGAACUGCGAUGAAGGAAGGUUCCAUGCUCAACUCGACAACUUGACACAGGUGUGGUGA